Messenger RNA from Pangasianodon hypophthalmus (striped catfish), 8249 nucleotides. It is a transcript of the gene ankrd12, whose product is annotated as ankyrin repeat domain 12. Gene Ontology annotation, molecular function: protein binding. Gene Ontology annotation, cellular component: nucleoplasm. The coding region runs from base 750 to 6854 and encodes 2034 amino acids. The transcript is spliced from 14 exons. The record is from RefSeq and is a predicted model, not a curated record. NCBI's taxonomy places the organism in Eukaryota, Metazoa, Chordata, Actinopteri, Siluriformes, Pangasiidae.
AGGCAUGUCCUGCCCCAGCUGAGCGCACGCAAACCUUUUUAAGCGCUGCACGGAGCUCGCGCGAUCACGUGACCCAGCUCGUGCCAAUGAGCGCGAGGUUCGCGUGUUUUUGCUCGGCUUUUCUUAGCGACGACCAGCGAUGUUUUCAAACCGAGCCGUAAGCUGGAGAGAAACGUCACACAGUCGUAGGUUAAUAACCGUUUUUGAGCAUUUUAUUCAGCAAACCGUCUUCUUGUGAAAAAAAAACAGUUGGUUUUUUUGUUUGUUUCGUCGCGCUGGCCUGAAGUGGAGCUCGAAAGGCAUUGCUUACGAGUGCAGAAUGGCUGGAAGACUUAAAGACCAUUAGCAGAUUAAUUGAGCUCCCGAGUGGCACAACAGAAAAACGUUCACUCUUUCAUCUGAGUUUGAUACCAACUGAUGCCACAAACAUCUGUAGAGAGGAGUCACGGGAGCAAAAUCGGUCGCGUUUUCUGGUUAGGAGGAAUGGCAUACUCUCUCUCCCCUGUCAAUCACAGUGACGGUAGCCAAUCCUGGACAUCUGUAAGCUGUAUGGAUGAGGAAGAGGGCGGAUAGCGCUUUCCUCCGAGGGUGUUACACUACCCUGUGACGCAGAAUGAGAAGCGGAACGGAAAAAACAUGCAGUUGGCUAGCUUCACGUCUUGGAGGAAGCCUCGUGUUAGCCUUCAUCAUCCCCGGCCCAUGAUGAACCCCGUGAGCCGUAGCUGCCACAGCUAGUCAGAAGCUGCACCAUGGCCAAGCCGGGGACCGACAGAGAUGGAGCCAUGGUGGAAAAGACGACCGGGAAGAAGAGUAAAGAUAAAAUCUCCCCAUUUACCAAAACUCCGAAGCUGGAUCGGAGUGAGAUUAUGGGGAAGGAGGGGAAGCCGAAGUCUUCCAUGAAACGCAAGCUCUCCUUCAGUGUCAGCCCUCCCCGUAACGAGGAGCGGGACUCAGACACAGAUGACUCUGACCCCGGCCAGUCGAGCGAUAUGUGGGGAGAGAGAUUACUUCCUCCCUGCAGGAUAUACGCAGAUAAAGAUGGUCCGGAUAAAAAGAGGGUAAAAAAGGAGUCCGGGGGUAAGAAGUCCACCCCUGUGAAUAUUUUGUUCGGUUACCCACUGUCUGAACGCAAGCAGAUGGCCUUGCUGAUGCAGAUGACAGCAAGAGACAACAGUCCAGACACCACGCCGAGCCACCCCUCCCAAGCUCCAGCAGUGCAGAAAAAGACGCCAAAUAGCUCCACUUCGCGUCAGAAAGACAAGGUGAACAAGAGGAACGAGCGCGGAGAAACACCGCUGCACAUGGCUGCCAUCAGAGGGGAUGUCAAACAAGUCAAGGAGCUGAUUGGACUAGGGGCGGAUGUAAACGUGAAAGAUUUUGCAGGUUGGACACCUCUGCAUGAAGCUUGCAACCUUGGUUACUAUGAUGUAGCAAAGGUUCUUAUUGGUGCAGGAGCUGAGGUGAACACACAAGGAUUGGACGAUGAUACCCCUCUUCAUGAUGCAUCCAGCAGUGGACACAAAGAUAUUGUGAAGUUACUCUUGCAGCAUGGAGGAAAUGCCUUCCAGGCAAACAAGAGAGGCGAGCGGCCGGUGGACGUUGCUGAUUCUCAGGAGGUUGAGCAGCUACUGAAGGGGGAGAUCCCAUUGUCUGACCCAGAUGACAGCUCUUCAGACUCUGAGGACCCUCCAUCAGUAAACCCCUCCAGUGUAGAUGAGAAUAUGGAGUACUCAGACACUGAGAAGGACUCUGAUGGCAAAUCGACCACAGCAAAGGCCACAUCUUCAGUGUCUGGUGUGGAUGAGUACGAGUUCAAAGAUGAGGAAGAGGAGGAAGACCUGAGCAAGGCCCUAAACGACAGACACAUUCUGAGACGAGAAGCACGUCAGAAAGAGAAGGAGGAAAAAGAGCAAAACCAUUGCACACCCAAGCAGUCCAACAAGAGCGAUCAGACAAUGUCAUCCUGCAAAAUAAAAAAGCCAAAGUCAUCCCGAGUCCUCUACUGCAGUUCAGAGAGUUCAGACGAUGAAAUGGAGGCUCCAUCAGAACGAAAGUGUUCACCAACCAGGUCACUCUGCAAUGAUACUCACAAAACAGAGAGCAGGACAAAAAGAGAAAGCUUAACCCUAACACCAGCAGAAAAAGGCAAGGCAAACAAGAAGAAGAACAAGAGCCAAAGCAAAAACAAGGAAAAUCAAGAGGUUCAAGAGGAUGGAAAAGAAAACAGCAAGUCUCUUCUGUUUUCUACAGCGACAGUGUCUGACAGCUCUGAUAAAAGUGUUCGGGAGGAAGACUCUUUCAAAAUGUCCUUCAGCCCAAAGGACGAUUCGUCAGUGCACCUCUUUCACUUGUCGGCUGUGAAAUCCCCAAAGCUCAGUUACAGCCAAACUGACAAGCAGAUGACUCCGUUAAAACAGGAAAAUGCUAAGACUUUUGUCUCCAUUGGAGAUGGAUCCUGCCCUAUAGAUGGUGUCAAGUUCAACCACUACACAGAUUCUGACUACACAGAAGGUUCCAGCAGUAAGAGCUGUAAGCACAAGGACAAAAGCAAACAUCACUAUAAAGAACACAGCUUGGAUGGAGAUGACAGAAGCUCCAGUCCUUUUAAAGAUGCCAGUUUAAGCAAUAGUAUGGAUGGUUCUGAAGGAGCCUUCAGGAAGGCUGACAAAGAUGGAAAGGUUGUCAAGAAGCAUAAGCUAAAACACAAGGAAAAGGACAAGUACAGGAAAGACUAUGAGUCUGAGAGAAAUCGGCAUCGCCAGAAAGAACUACGGAAAGAUGGACAUAGGAACAUGGAGUUUGACCGAGAAUUUUGGAAAGAGAACUUCUUCAAAAGUGAUGAGAAUGAAGAACUUAAAGGGAAAUGUGAGACACCAGGCAGUUGUUCUCCUCAGAAGUCCCUUGACUCAUCACCUAUUAAAGAAGAAAAAGCAACAUUAAAAGACAAACAUUUGGUCUGCAACAGCACUAAGGAGAGAAAACAAAAAGAUGAGCGUGAGAAAGACAAACUCAUAAAAAAAGAGAAGAAAGAGGUGGCAUAUAAAGAUGAAAAAGGAGGAAAGGAUGGGAAAGGGGCUGAAAAUGAUGACCGGUCAGAAAGUCUUAACUUGUUACGAAAGCCUGAAGACACUCUUCCAAGUCCUUGUGUAAAAGAGGAGGUAGAAGACAAGCCUCUUACUGGAAACUUGGUUGAUCACAGUCAGCUGGAGACUACAGAGAAGAGUUCUCGAGAGAAAAAUGAUAAACGGCUACUCACAAAGGACAGAGAUUCUGAAAAAUGUGAGAAAAAACAGGCAGAAAAAGAAAAGAAGUCCAAAUUGGAACAUUUGUUAGAUAAAUCUGACCCUCACAACUCUACAGAUCGGUGGAAAGAGAGGGACAGGUUAACAACCACAUCUAAUUUGUCUGGUGAGAAGAGUCACAAGGAAAGUGAAAAACUUAAACCGGUGCCUGUUACAAAAAAGCAUGAAGAAAACAAAAAGAGCAAGGACAAGCUUGACAGAAGAAGUGAGAAAGAACGGCAAGAGAAAGAGCAUUCCAGUGAUCACCGGGACAAGGAUAAAAUGAGUUCAGAAAAGAAAGGAAAGGCUCCUGAGAAGAACAGUGAUCAUAGCAAAAUUGAUCGAAUUAAAGAAAAGGAAAGAGAAAAAGACAAAGAGUCUGACAAGAAGAAAAAAGAAAAAUCAAAAGAAGCCACUCUCUCUUCCUCAAGUUCUAAUCUCAAAUUUCUUUUGGAAGAGAAAAAGGGGUACACAUCCGAGAGCAAUAAAACGGUAACCUCAAAAUUAAAAGAAGAGGUUAUGAAAACCCCUGAGAAAGACCGAGACAGACGGGAGAGGGAUCGAGAUUUGGAAAGGCAUCGGGACCGGGACCGAGAACGGCACAAGGAUAAAGAGAGAUCACAGCAGAAUAGGGAUAGCAAACUCAGUAAAGCAAGGCCUGUUGAGUCCGAGUCAGACAGGUCCAAAUCCAAAGCCUCACCUGCACAAAAGGAAACCCGUCCCAAAGAGAAAAGAUUGGUUAAUGAUGACCUCAUGCAGACCAGCUUUGAACGAAUGCUUAGCCUGAAGGAUCAGGAGAUUGAGCAGUGGCACAAGAAACACUUGGAAAAGAUCAAGCAAAAAGAAAGGGAACGGCUGAAACAACGACCAGGAGCUGACUCUGGGAAGCAGAAAAACAAAGAUAAAGCAAAAAUUUCCACUUCCAAUGAACCAUGUGCAAACAAAGAACUCUUGCGCUCCAAGAGCUCAGAAAUCCCAGAGCCUUCCAGUCGUGAGAAGAUCUUAAAGGAUGCAACCAGUGGAAGGACGCUUUCGCUAGAUGCAAAGAGUCUCUCAUGUUUUGGAAAGGCUGGUCCUGUAAUGGAAAACAGCCUUAGUCGAUCUCCAAGACCUGACAGUGAACGAUCUGGUAUCAUGUCAAGAUCAGUGUCCAUGAUCUCAGUAGCCAGUUCAGAGGAUUCCUGCCAGGCUAGCAUGCUAACACCCAGGCCCACUGAGUAUGACUCGGACCUCAAUUUGGAAGCAUCCGACUCCCAGCCACCUUUCCUCCAGUCUUCCCUCACAGUUCAGUCCUCCAGAUCACCAGUUGUCAACGAUAAAGAUACAAACAGUCUUCCUGACAUAGCUCCUGGCAAUCGAACACCACUGUCAAGCAGACUUGCAUCCCCUUACUUAAGAGCUGUCCUGGAUGAGGAUGCUAAAGCUGGUCCAUGCGAACCAGACAGACUGUCUGAAGAAUGUCAAAAAGUUGGUGAUGUAGCAUAUUCCAAUGAGGAGCCUAGUAAAAUACACCAGACUGAAGCCAGUGGAGCAGUCACACAGGAAAGUCUUAGUAUUCACAACCCACUGUCAGUGUAUCUCCCUUGCGCUGUACCUGAAGUUGAACAUUCUGUUGGUGUUGAGGAUGCGAGUGGCAGUUCAAACAACCAGUUUGCAUGUGUAUCUAACGCUCGAGAUACUUCAAUAAAGGAUCUCACAGGUCAGCAAACUAGCCUUUCACAAGCCAGCAGUUUGUUGCCAACUACAGUAGAGGUCAGCAAGCUAAACACUGAUACUUUACCAGAGCGAAGUGGACAAAAUCAGCUUGACAGCUCUGACAUAGAAAUGACAGAUGGCUCAAACAAAAAUUCCUCAUUAGCACCUGUGUCCCAGGUUGCAUCAGCUGCAUCCUCACAGCCAGAACAAAGCUUCACCAGCAAAACACCUACGCAGUCACUUAACCCGAAGUUGGAUUCUGUCUCAGAACCCAAUAUUGACCACCCAGCAAGGACAGACGUUGAUUUGAGACUAGAGCAAAGGGCGAGAAGUCUAUCAAUGGGUCCUGAAAACAGAAUGGAGGACAGAUGUAUGGAAAAUGUUUCUAGUGGGAGCAGAAUGGAUUGGACAACUAGCCAAGCUCCAUCCAUUACCUCUUGUAGGAUCAGUUCUGAGGAGUCUUCUAAAACACUGCCAUGUACAGCUAGUGUGGUCAGAGAUUAUCAGCAGGUUACAGACAGGAUUUCAGAAGAUGACUGUAAGUCAGUUCUCUCCAAUGAGAAUGCAGGUGCAGCUGAUUCACAGCUGGAGAAAAAUGAACAUAGUUUGCCUGUCCCUUCAAUUUCAAAUGUCCCUCACAGUGCUAGUCCUGAACAGACAUCUGAAGAGCCAAUGGAAGUAUCAAGGGAAGAGCCAGACAAUAGCCAGGUUGUUGGUGAGACACAAGUAGAGAAAGUGGUGGCUACAGAGGAUGCGGCUCAAACCCAGCCUCACACAGAUGCUAAAGCAGAUGUUGAUGUGGAGAUGCCAGACCAGCUUGCUGUUGAAGAGAAACCGGAAAAACCAGGUACUCCAGCAGAAGGAGAUCAGAAUCUGGGCUGCACUGGGGUUCAACUUGAUUCUCAAUCAGAACUAACCAGUGGAGCAACUUCUGGAAGCUCUUCUCCAUUGUCAGUGGCAGACAGAGACAGUGAUCCAACUGGAGCGAGGACAAAAGUGAAACCUCUGGAUGAUGAGGGCGACAUCCAGGUCACUCAUCCAAGAAAACGAAAGAUGCACAGAGUUUCUCCUUCAACCCAAGUCAGCCUUUCAGCCCAGCAGAUUAAGGAAAAGACCCAGCAGUCUUUGGCAGCAAUCGUGGACUCCCUAAAGCUUGAGGAAAUUCAGCCCUACCAGACAGAAAGGGCCAAUCCUUAUUAUGAGUUUCUGCACAUCCGCAAAAAGAUUGAGGAGAAGAGGAAGGUGCUAUGUAGUGUCAUUCCUCAAGCACCCCAAUACUAUGAUGAGUAUGUUACAUUCAAUGGGUCCUACUUGCUUGAUGGGAAUCCUCUGAGCAAGCUCUGUAUUCCAACAAUAACACCACCACCCUCACUACCUGAACCACUAAAAGAGAUGUUCAAACAGCAGGAGGUUGUGCGCAUGAAACUACGCUUGCAGCACAGCAUUGAAAGGGAGAAGUUGAUUGUAUCCAAUGAGCAAGAAGUCCUGCGUGUCCAUUAUCGUGCUGCAAGGACGUUAGCCAAUCAGACACUACCCUUCAGUGCUUGCACGGUCUUGUUGGACGCUGAAGUAUACAACAUGCCCCAGGAUGUACAGGGAGAUGACGGGAAAACCUCAGUGAGAGAUCGGUUUAACGCAAGACAGUUCAUGUCUUGGCUUCAGGAUGUGGAUGACAAAUUUGACAAGUUAAAGACGUGUCUCCUGAUGAGGCAGCAGCAUGAGGCAGCAGCUCUUAAUGCCGUACAGCGAUUGGAGUGGCAGCUGAAGCUACAGGAGCUGGACCCUGCCACUUACAAAUCAACCAGCAUCUUCGAAAUCCCAGAGUUUCACAUCCCCCUUGUGGAGGUCAACGAUGACUUUGACCUCACCCCGAUAUAACAGCAGUGAUCCAGUGCUCGGAUCAAAAAGAACUUACAAGGCUCAUCUCUCCAGUGCUCGAGAGGAGUAGAGAAACACAAAGCACUUGUUUUUGGGCAAGCUGCAGUAUGUGUGUGUGUGUGUGUGUGUCGUGCAGUCUUGCACAGUAUGAUCAGACACUCCAGAGAAAAAAAAAAUUUAAUAAUAAGAGUGACACAGAAUUGAAUAACAGUCCUCCAUCACUGCAGAUUAGAAAGUCUGCAGUAUUUUUUUUUUAUUUUUUUUUUUUUAAGUCAUUCUCGAUAGGAGUGUCUGCCAAAAGACAAACGCACAUGCUACGUUUCUGUACCGGGUCCAAGGCUUAGCAUUGCGUCCCUGAAGGUCCAAUUACUUUUCUCUGUAUCAGCUCUUGUUUCAAUACACUUACCUGCUCCAGAUGCACUUCUGUCAUAAGAAUCCAGUGCAAAACAUAGAUUCUUAAGGCUGCUGGCUUUAGGUCCAAAGUGAAAUGCACUUAAACUCCCUGUUUCAGAACAGUAGAACUGCAGGCAGGCAGAGCUGCAUGGAGGAGAUCCAGCCAGCAGAGGGCGAUGCCUACCCUCAAUGAUCAGAGUGAGAACAUGAGAGAGGUGAGAGAGGGAAAAGUUAAAAGAAGCAAACACUUUACCUCUCCUCUGACAGAACAGAGAGGUCUCGUUCCAACUCGUUUCAAAAGUGAGUGUUCAUGAUGUAUAGAUUGUGCUCUUCAUUCUUUUUUAACUUAUUUUAUACAUACUGAUUGUGCAUUUGUAAAUAGCCAUGUAAUUAUUAUUUUUAACUUGUAAAAAGAGAAAAUAACAGAAAGGAAGUUAAUAGAUAUUUUGAUUGUAAACUUUUUGUCAAAUGUUUAAUGGACCAAAGUUGGUUUUAUAUUGAGCGUCCUCUCUGUUGUUGAUGUUGGCUUAACUCUUUAAGCAUGUGUUUUUUGAAUUAUGUUUGUUUUGUUUGUUUCUUCUUCUUCUACUACAUGUUUCCUCCUAGAUUCAUCACAGCAGGUGUUUUUUGACUUGUGAUUUCUAUGCUGUGCAUGCGUUGCAGGUUUGUAAUUCUUUUUCUGAAAGCUGUGCUGUGGUGAGGUUUAUGUAAGUGGUCCUGCUUUUUCCCGCCUUUGUCGUCUCUUAGUAACACUCACUUCCUCUGUGUUGCCCGUUGUGUCUUGCGCACAUUAAGAGAAAACAGGAUUGAUGUGUCUUCUCGUUAGAAAAUGGAAACUUACUUUUACAGUUUUAAUGUGAGAUCACAACAAAACGAAACCUAUUUUUUACAACACGCCUUUUGAACGAUGGUUCUAAAAAUAUGUCUAUUUUAAUAUUUACUUGUUACAGGAUAAUGUACAUAAUUGUAAUAUAUACCUGAAUAAAUUUUAUUGGUUGUGAA